AUGGUGGCGUUUAUCGGAGGCACCGCCGGAAGCCGCAAUAUAACCACCUUACUUGUCCUACGAUUCGUCAGCGGUACGUUCGGCGGAUCACCGUUAGUCAACGCAGGGGGCGCUAUCGCAGACAUUUUCCCUCCAGUGGAGCGAGGGCUAGCAAUGAUAGUCUACUCCUUCGCACCCUUACUAGGACCGCUCGUCGGGCCCAUCAUUAGCGGUUUUGUCUCUGAGAACGUGGGCUGGCGAUGGGUGCAGGGGAUGUGCUGUAUCUUCGUAGGUGUGAUUGGCGUCAUCGGCACCAUCUUCGUCCCAGAAACAUACGGCCCAGUACUGCUACUCCGAAAGGCGAAACGUCUAACCAAAUCCACCGGAAAAGUCCACCUUAGUAUCCUCGAGCGCGACCAGGGCAAGAAGAAUCCGUCCGAAGUCUUCCAAAGAGCCUUAAUCCGGCCAUGGGUCCUCCUCAUACAUGAACCAAUCGUGACCGUCGCUUCCAUCUACAUAGCCCUAGGCUACGGAACGACCUACAUGUUCAUGGGCGCCAUGCCAAUCGUAUACAACGAAGACCGCGGCUGGUCUGAAGGGAUUGGCGGCCUCGCAUUCCUAGGCCUUGCUAUCGGAGAGAUCCUAGGUCUAGUGUACGCUGGCUACGACUACCACAGACGAUAUAUGAAACUAUACAAUACCGGCAAGGCAACGCCGGAAUCCCGCCUCCCCACAGCCAUCGUGGGUUCUAUUGCCUUGCCGAUCGGUAUCUUCGGCUUUGCGUGGACUAAUUAUCCGAGCAUUCAUUGGUCCGCGAGUAUCAUUCUCUCGGCGCCGUUUGGUUUCGGGUGCAUCCUUAUGAGCUUGUCGAUCACGAAUUACCUCGUCGAUUCGUAUACUAUCUAUGCGGCGACUGCGCUGGCGGCUUUGGCUAUUGUUCGGUCGGCCGGUGGAGCUGUGUUUCCCUUGUUCACGAAUCAGAUGUACCAUAAUCUGGGGAUUCAUUGGGCUUCUUGUGUGCCGGGGUUUCUGACCGUGGCUUGUAUCCCGUUUCCGAUUGUCAUGUAUCGCUAUGGUGAGUUGCUGAGGAUGAAGUGCAAGUAUACAUUUGAGGCGGCGGAGUUGAUGCGGAGGAUGCAGAAACAGCAAGGGUUUGGUCAGGUUGAGAGUGGGGAGAGAGUUGAUGAAGAGGGGUCUGCUUGA
Messenger RNA from Aspergillus luchuensis, 1182 nucleotides. RefSeq lists its product as uncharacterized. The transcript has a single exon. The coding region runs from base 1 to 1182 and encodes 393 amino acids. The record is from RefSeq and is a predicted model, not a curated record. NCBI's taxonomy places the organism in Eukaryota, Fungi, Ascomycota, Eurotiomycetes, Eurotiales, Aspergillaceae. Gene Ontology annotation, molecular function: transmembrane transporter activity. Gene Ontology annotation, biological process: transmembrane transport.